CCCAGCUUUGAGUUACACAGGAGCUGCCUGUCAAACAGAUAACCCCGUUAGAAGAAUGCCACCUGCCUCAGUCUGCAUGCAGUGGCUCGUGCUUGUGAAAUGGAUUUACUAUCACAAUGCUCAAGGACUGUUUGAGUAGCUUGUGAGUAAUAACUUUGAUUGACAGAAAAUGGCUUUUUAAUAUUUACUUUUUUAUAUAUUGUGAUUUGGAGAUCUUACCGUAGAAUGGCCUCUGGGAAAGGUGAAAAAGUGUCCAAAUUUGAGACAUUGAAACUUUUGGAGAAAUGCAGAAAGGAAAGAGAUGAUGCCAUGCACAGAGAAAGUGUUCUCAGAGAGAAACUCAGACAGUAUGAGUCGAGGAUGCGUUCGACAGAGGCUCUGAAACAGAAACUGAAGACUUUGACGAUGGACAACAAGGAGCUGAGGAAACAAAUUAAGAUUCUUCGUACAGAGAUUGGACUUGAGUGCAGCCCUAAGUUCAAUGGAAAGACCACAAAGGACAUAAUCAAUGACUUGCAUGAAAAGGACCGUGAGUGCAGCUCCCUGAUGGAGAAGGCUGGGAAACUGAGUCUGACCAUUGAUGAUUUGACUUCAGAGUUGGCAAACACAGUCACCUCUAAAACACUGUUAGAGGAUCAAGUGCAGUCAUUGCAGCAAAAUCUCAAGGAUAUGACAAAUAAUCAACGCCGCCUGCUGAAGCUGUGGGAAGAUAAGAAAGUCCAGAGGGAACAGCUCGCCCUCCCUGCAAUUGCCCAGAAACCUACACAGAAACCAUUCGUCCAUAAAGCAGUUCAAACUGAAAUGUCUGUCAGUCAAUCCCAAAAGCUCCCUGUCAAUGCUUUUGAGACCAAACCAUUUUCCCGGGAACAUGAGAAAAAGACAGUUUUGGAUAAACACAGUUUUCCAACGUAUGGAAAUGGCUAUCAUCAUGAUAAGAAAGCUUUCAUGCAUGAUGAAACUAAAGGAAUUAAGAAUUGAAUACACUGGACUGA
Molecule: messenger RNA, 992 nt
Organism: Centropristis striata (black sea bass)
Lineage: Eukaryota; Metazoa; Chordata; Actinopteri; Perciformes; Serranidae
Exons: 1
Coding region: 226-978 (250 amino acids)
Source: RefSeq, a predicted model, not a curated record